Messenger RNA from Lathyrus oleraceus (garden pea), 1107 nucleotides. RefSeq lists its product as uncharacterized. The coding region runs from base 1 to 1107 and encodes 368 amino acids. NCBI's taxonomy places the organism in Eukaryota, Viridiplantae, Streptophyta, Magnoliopsida, Fabales, Fabaceae. The record is from RefSeq and is a predicted model, not a curated record. The transcript has 2 exons.
AUGUCGUUGUCGAACACUUCAGUAGCGGUGUUGAGACAGCUAAUGGACGAUAGUAACCAUGAAUUGGUUAACAUGUUGACCAACCAGAUGGGCACAGUCUUUAAUCCACUAAUACAAGAAUUCGCCGAAACAAAUAGGCAGGUGGCGAACCAAUUGACACGGAUGUGCAAUUUUCUGGGGGCACCGGCCCGACAGAUGACGCCAAUGAUUAGACCGACGGUUCCUGUGCAGAUAGAGAUAGGGGCAGCGGAGGAGGAGACAGUCCACGAAGGACAAAUCAUUAGACCCCUUCAACAUCAAGGCGUCGAAUCGGGAGUCGCGGGACGUAACCAGAUGGUAAUGGUUAACCGACACCAGGAUGCUGAUCAAAUUGUCAACCAACAUCGACAAGAAGACCUCUCGGUGGAAAAUAAUUUGACAACUAUUGUCGAAAAGAUUAUGGCUAGAAAUGGCAUGGGUGCUACGUUACAAAGACCAUUAUACGCUUCCCCGUUGGCUGAAUUUAUUCUCCAAGCUGAGGCGCCUAGGGGGAUGAAAGUGCCUAAGUACACUAAAUUUGGGGGAGAGUCUGGUGAAUCGACAAUAGAGCACGUCGCCAGAUACUUAACAGAGUCAGGGGAUCUAGCUCAUAAUAAAUGUUUAAGAGUAAAAAACUUCCCCUCCUCUCUGACCAAGGCUGCCUUCACAUGGUUUACUUCGUUGGCCCCAAGUUCAAUCGACUCAUGGGCUAAAUUAGAAACGAAGUUCCAUGAACAGUCCUUAAAAGCUAGGUGCUUUACGCAAGUGCCAGAACAUGAACUAGUUCAAAUGGCCGCAGGAGGUUUAGAUUAUUCCAUUAGGAAGAAGAUAGAUCCAACUUUUGUGAAAAGUGUGUCACAACUGGCUGACAGAGUCCGGCAUCUAGAACGACUAAGGCUAGAAAAGGUUAGGCACAAUAAGUCUAAGAAAGAAAAAGUAGCGUUUGUCGAAUACGACGCGACAGACCCAAUACGUGAGGCCGAUUAUGCUUCAUCGACAGAAUUAGAAAUCGACGUGGCUGAACUAAAGCCAGGGUCCGCCUAUGAGUGUCGAUCAUUGCUGUCUGCGCAAGGAAAAAAAUCCUGUUGA